AAGUAGCAUUCUGCAAAAACCGGAAAAAAUAGAGAAUAGAGUCAUAGACGUUGUCCUGAUUCCGGCUUCAGUAAGAAGUAAACAGUGCUACUUAUUUACUAAAUAUGGCUAAACAUCAUCCAGAUUUGAUUUUCUGCAGAAAACAACCAGGAGUUGCUAUUGGAAGAUUGUGCGAAAAAUGCGAUGGAAAAUGUGUCAUCUGCGAUUCUUACGUUAGACCUUGUACUCUCGUACGAAUAUGCGACGAAUGCAACUACGGCUCUUAUCAAGGGAGGUGUGUCAUCUGCGGAGGACCCGGCGUUUCGGACGCCUACUAUUGCAAGGAAUGCACUGUACAAGAAAAGGAUAGAGAUGGCUGCCCAAAGAUUGUCAACUUAGGAAGCUCAAAAACAGACUUGUUCUAUGAACGGAAGAAAUACGGUUUCAAAAAAAGAUAGUUAUGGUGUCAUGUAUACAUAUUAUAUAUGUAUGCAUGAUUUAUUUUUUUAGUUUUAUAAGUAUCAACUUAUUUUAAGUAAACAUGGUAAUGUAAUAUUUCUGACAAAUUUAUCUAAAUUCUUCACAAGUUUUUGUAAGUCUUAUGUUUUUCAUUCAAUGUAAUUUUAAAUGUACCUCUCUUCAUUUCAUAUAAUAAAUUAGUUCAUAAAUUA
Molecule: messenger RNA, 650 nt
Organism: Cimex lectularius (bed bug)
Lineage: Eukaryota; Metazoa; Arthropoda; Insecta; Hemiptera; Cimicidae
Gene: Phf5a
Product: PHD finger-like domain-containing protein 5A
Exons: 3
Coding region: 105-437 (110 amino acids)
Biological process (GO): mRNA splicing, via spliceosome
Cellular component (GO): U12-type spliceosomal complex; catalytic step 2 spliceosome; U2 snRNP
Source: RefSeq, a predicted model, not a curated record